Otolemur garnettii (small-eared galago) is the source of this 1615-nucleotide messenger RNA. RefSeq names its product matrix metallopeptidase 27 (gene MMP27). Gene Ontology annotation, cellular component: extracellular matrix. Bases 1 to 1536 code for a protein of 511 amino acids. Gene Ontology annotation, biological process: proteolysis; collagen catabolic process; extracellular matrix organization. The transcript is spliced from 10 exons. Gene Ontology annotation, molecular function: metalloendopeptidase activity; zinc ion binding. Lineage: Eukaryota; Metazoa; Chordata; Mammalia; Primates; Galagidae. The record is from RefSeq and is a predicted model, not a curated record.
AUGAAGAGCCUUCCACUUCUCAUUUUCUUCUUUAUAAGAUCUUCGGCAUUUCCUGCGGACCAAGGGAUGGAGAAUGAAGAGAACGUGCAGCUGGCGCAGGCAUAUCUCAACCAGUUCUACUCUCUUGAAAUAGAGGGGAGUCAUCUUGUUCAGAGCAGGAACCGGAGCCUCAUAGAGGGCAAACUUCGGGAAAUGCAAGCAUUUUUUGGAUUGACAGUUUCUGGCAAACUGGACUCAAACACUCUUGAGAUCAUGAAGACGCCCCGGUGUGGACUGCCUGAUGUGGGUCAGUACGGCUACACUCUCCCCGGCUGGACGAAACACAACCUCACAUACAGACUAAUGAAUUAUACUCCAGAUAUGACACGAGCGGAUGUGGAUGAGGCUAUCCAAAAAGCUUUUAAAGUGUGGAGCAAAGUUACUCCACUGAUAUUCACCAGGAUUUCCAAGGGGGCUGCAGACAUCAUGAUUGCCUUUAGGACUCGAGUCCACGGUUGGUGUCCUCGUCAUUUUGAUGGCCCCUUGGGAGUUCUCGGCCAUGCCUUUCCUCCUGGCCUGGGUCUGGGAGGUGACACUCACUUUGAUGAGGAUGAAAACUGGACCAAGGAUGCAGAUGGAUUCAGCUUGUUUCUUGUGGCUGCUCAUGAAUUUGGUCAUGCACUGGGGCUCUCUCACUCCAACGAUCAAACAGCCUUGAUGUUUCCAAAUUAUAUCUCACUGGAUCCUAAUAAAUACCCACUUUCUCAGGAUGAUAUUGAUGGAAUCCAGUCCAUCUACGGAGGACUGCCUGAGGCACCUGCCAAACCGAAGGAGCCCCCCGUGCCUCAUGCCUGUGACCCCGACUUGACUUUUGAUGCUGUCACCACUUUCCGCAGAGAAGUAAUGUUCUUUAAAGGCAGGCACCUAUGGCGGAUCUAUUACGAUAUCACCGAUGUUGAAUUUGAAUUAAUAGCUUCCUUCUGGCCAUCUCUGCCCGCUGAUCUUCAAGCUGCAUAUGAGAACCCCAAAGACAAGAUUCUGGUUUUUAAAGACGAAAACUUCUGGAUGAUCAGAGGAUACGCUGUCUUGCCAGAUUAUCCCAAAUCCAUUCACACACUUGGCUUUCCAAGACGUGUGAAGAAAAUAGAUGCAGCUGUCUGUAACAAAAACACAAGAAAGACCUAUUUCUUUGUGGGAAUUUGGUGCUGGAGAUACGAUGAGACGACAGAAACCAUGGAGAAAGGGUUCCCCCAGAGGGUGAUCAAACACUUCCCGGGACUCGGGCUCCGGGUUGACGCUGCUUUCCAGUACAAAGGAUUCUUCUAUUUCUCCCGUGGAUCAAAGCAAUUUGAAUAUGAUGUUAAGGCAAAGAACAUUACCCGAAUAAUGAGUACCAGCACUUGGUUUCGAUGUAAAGAACCACUGGACUCGUCGUUUGAUUUUGGCGCCAAGGAACAAGGACAUUCGGCAGGAGUAGAUAUAUUGUAUCAUAAGAGUCAAAGGUUGUUUAUUUUCAGUAUUGUUCAUCUGCUGAAAAAUAUUUAUAGUUAUCAAUAAACUCAUAGACCUGAAAUAAACUUUGAGAGGUCUUUUAAUCUAAACUCUAAUCAAAGUAGAAGGGAACUAUUUUUGAACA